Messenger RNA from Prunus dulcis (almond), 761 nucleotides. RefSeq names its product 40S ribosomal protein S27-2. The transcript is spliced from 4 exons. Lineage: Eukaryota; Viridiplantae; Streptophyta; Magnoliopsida; Rosales; Rosaceae. Gene Ontology annotation, molecular function: structural constituent of ribosome; RNA binding. The coding region runs from base 167 to 427 and encodes 86 amino acids. Gene Ontology annotation, cellular component: cytosolic small ribosomal subunit; ribosome. Gene Ontology annotation, biological process: ribosomal small subunit assembly; translation. The record is from RefSeq and is a predicted model, not a curated record.
CGCAGAUCUAAGUUUGUGUGGAUCUGACGGCCUACAUUUUUGGCACAUUCGUUUAUAUUCAUAGCCCUAUAAACCCUAAUUCCCUUCUCAGUCGCUCUCCUCUCUCUAAGCUCCCCAGAGGUUCUUGCGGCUCUGUUUUUGGUUUCUGCGAUCUACAACAACCAAGAUGGUGCUCCAGAACGAUAUCGAUUUGCUGCAUCCACCAGCUGAGCUCGAGAAGAGGAAACACAAGCUCAAGCGUCUUGUGCAGUGUCCUAACUCUUUUUUCAUGGACGUUAAGUGCCAAGGAUGCUUCAACAUAACCACCGUGUUCAGUCACUCGCAAACAGUUGUGGUUUGUGGGAACUGCCAGACAGUGUUGUGCCAGCCUACUGGUGGGCGUGCCAGGCUCACUGAGGGUUGCUCUUUCAGAAGGAAGGGAGACUGAUGCUCAAGCUUUGAUUGCAUUGAUGUGUAUUUGGAGAAUUGAGAAAGGGCUUUUUGAGGGUUGAUUAAGGUUAAAAUGUGGGUGCUCCUCAUUUUUGUUUUGCUUUUUAGUUUUUAAUAUGUAAUUUGUUAGGGGCGGCGUUCUGGACCUUGUCAUGGGAGUGCUAUGUUAUGCAUCUGGUUUAGUUAUGUUUGGUGGUUUACAUUUUCAAUUACCCUUCAGAUGAAGUAUUGUUUGAAAUUUUCAUGUCUGCCCUUUUCAGAUUAAAUGACAGGUUAUCGAUGAACAAGUUCUUUUGCAUGAAAAUGUUUCAUAUCUAUCUUCUUUGUUGUUC